AUGAUGACCACAGAGCUUUUGGAUGUUCAACCCCGCGAACUCAAAUUCACAUUUGAGUUGAAGAAGCAAAGUUUAUGCUCGAUUCAACUUAUCAAUAAGUCUGAUCACUAUGUUGCUUUCAAGGUAAAAACCACUUCUCCAAAGAAAUACUGCGUGCGGCCUAACGCUGGCAUCAUAAAACCCAAGGCAACAUGUGAUUUCACAGUUACUAUGCAAGCUCAGCGUGUUGCGCCACCUGAUUUGCAGUGCAAAGACAAGUUCCUUAUCCUGAGCACAGUUAUUCCAUUCGGGACAACUGAAGAGGAAAUUACAUCUGACAUGUUCUCAAAAGAUAGUGGCAAAUACAUUGAAGAGAAGAAACUAAGAGUGGUGCUCAUCAGCCCACCCUCUUCCCCAGUAUUUGUACCAAUUAAUGGAGAGUCGAAGCAAGAUCCAUGUUAUGAAAAUUCAGUGAAAAAGGAUAGAGUUCUGAGUGGAGUUGAAAACAUACCCCCACCUCAUGGGGUUGCUGAGGAUGUUGAGGGGUUUGAAACUUAUAAGGACAUGGAUGAGUCAAGAGCAGUUAAGGAUGUCGAGGAAUUGAAACCAGCUAAGGAUGUGGUGGAAUUGAAACCAGCUAACAUUGGGGAGGAAUUGAAACUAGCUAAGGUUGUGGAGGAAUUGAAACCAGCUAAGGAUGCUGUUGGGUUGAAUUUAACAAAGGAUUUUGAGGAAUUGAAAUUGAAGCUAAAUACAGUGGAUUCAAAGCUAAAAGAGGCUGAACUUACCAUCAUGAAGCUAACAGAAGAGAGAAGCAUGACCACUCGCGAGAAGAAUAUGCUUAAACAUGAAUUGGAGUUGCUGAGGAGGAAGAACAAUGUCAAAAGGAUUAUGGUUGGCUUCCCUCUCUUUUAUGUUUGUAUGGUUGCUCUCAUCAGUCUAGCAAUCGGAUACUUUAUCCAUCCGUAG
Molecule: messenger RNA, 948 nt
Organism: Prunus armeniaca (apricot)
Lineage: Eukaryota; Viridiplantae; Streptophyta; Magnoliopsida; Rosales; Rosaceae
Source: the annotation of a GenBank genome assembly